CGUCUCCUCCUCCGCACUCGGCUAGGAGGCCGACUAAAGCACAUCACUUUUUACACGCCGCCCCCUCGCCCCCGCCCUAUUCCCAAUCCCACCUCAUCCCGCGCCCGCCCGCGCCGCCCCGAUCCGACGGCUCCCGCGCCCGCCACGUCUCCGUCGUCUUCCUCCCCCACCCACUAUUUAUCCUUCCGCCCCCGUCGCCCCCGCUCCCCUCCCCUUUCCUUCCAACCGGCGCGCUAGGGUUAGGGUUUCGACGCGUUGGCAUCCGCUUCGCCUCGCCGCUGCGUCGUGAUUUCUAGUGGGAGGCCAUGGCGAUCGUGAGGAGCGGCGAUGGCGUCAGGCUCCCGAGGCUUGACGGCGGCGGCGGGGAGGGCUCGCCGGAGGCCACGGAGGACGAGGACGAGGAGGCGUCGCGAGCCACGCUGUCUCAGGAGUCCGAGGCUGAUGGCUUCUCAGGCGGCGAGGAGGAGGGAGACGAGGAGGAGAACGGAGGCGAAGGUGAGGGGCGAGAGGAGGCGGAAGAGGAGGAAUCCGAGCAGGAGGAGGAGGACUCGGGGAUGGGGUCGGACGAGCUGGAGGUCACGGAGCUCGGGGAGGCGGGGGCGGAGAUGUGCCAGGUCAGGGACCAGAGCGUCGCCGUGCCUCUGGAGCUAUACAACCUUGGCCGCCUGGGCGAUGUGCUCUCGCUCGACGCGUGGAACAACCUCCUCAGCGAGGAGGAGCGGCUACGACUCGCUGCCUUGAUGCCAGACAUGGACCAGGAGACAUUUGCACGCACCCUCGUCGAGCUCCUCGCGGGGGAGAAUUUCCACUUCGGAAGCCCCCUUGCUGCCCUCUUCGACAGGCUGAAAGGUGGACUCUGUGACCCCAGGGUCGUUCUGUACCGCCGUGGCACCUGCUUUGCGGAGCGGCGCAAGCAUUACUACUGGCUGCAGAGCUACCACAAUUCCAUGGUGCGAGGGCUGUGGGAGAUCAAGGACUGCUGGAAGGGCCGUGAGGGAUACAGCCUUGAUGAGAGGCUGAGGGUGCUGGAUGCGAUGAAGGUUCAGCGGCAGCAGAAAAUAGCUCUGGGUUUGGCUGGGCGGGCUGCAUCAGAGACUGAUUCGGAGAGCAGGGAGUCUGGGGAGCAGUUCGUAACACGGCUGAAGCCAGAUAAGAUGGGACUGAAGAAGGCUGGAAAGUCAGUGAAGGAAAGGUCUAGGGGGCUACUGCGCGUGGGUGUGCGAAAAGGAGUGGAUGAGGAGUACAUUGGAGGGUCUGGCCGCGAUGCUGCAGUGACACUCUCUGAGCUUUCUCGUCAACAUAAUGCUUAUGUCUAUGAUCCAAGUGUCACACAUAGAGGGAAGCUUCACAGGAGCAUAGAUGGCCUUUGUGCGGAGGAUCUAGGAUAUGACAGAGAUUUGCCAAGAAUUCGGCCUUCGAGGCCGCUGACGAAGCCAGGGAAGAAGAAGGAUUUGGCUAAGAGCUACGAUGGAUAUCUUCAUGGAAACAACUACAGCGAUAGCCAUACCAGUUCUCCUUAUUACUAUGGCAGACCUGUUGCUAAUCAGGGAGUUACCUUGGCAGCAGCAUUUGAUCCUCCGUAUUUUGACACUGGAAGGAAUGCAAGGCACUCAGAGAGAGACUGGGUACAAGGUGGAAAAAUGGUGCAGAGUAAACCUCUAAUAGGGGAUGCGACACACUGGUCAGCUGGUACCCACACUGGUAACUUAGAUGACUGGCAGAAAGGGCAGUCUACAGCUGAUUACAGGAGCAGAAAUGCUCAAGCUGUUCAUGGUAUGAAAGUUAAGCCCUAUAAAAAUAUUGUGCAACAGGUUAAUGAUGCUCACCUUGGGUCUGACCCUAGAGGGAAGAUAUCACAGGUGAAGAUUAAAGGUAAAUCCAGUAGUCAAUUUCAUAGGAUUAGCCAGAAGCACUCCAAGAGUGAUGCUGUCUAUGCUCAAAAUGAGGAGUCAGAAUCUGAUUCAUCAGAACAGUUUGAAGAUGGUGGGGACGUGAAAUUUCUCGAACGGAAGCCAGAGCGUCACCAUUCUGGGUUUCAUAGACCAGCACAUGGUGCCAAAAAGUCACACAAUCUUGCCAAAACGAUCAAAAUGAAUUAUCCUGCUUCUACUGCAGAUUUAGAACCCUCUCAGAGCAAAGGAGUCAAAGGAAAGGUUUCAGAGACUGGUUAUUUAAGUGAUGUGCAUGUGACAAUGCCGGAGCAGAUUAGUGAAGUCAUUAAACCUCAAGCAGCAAGUGGUGAAAGGAAGCGGAAAGGGACAGCAAAUUUGGACAUGCAUGGUUAUGAUGACUUUGAGUUGUAUGAAAUCAAAGAAAACGCCAAUGAGUCAUUCAUGUCACCGGAAAAUGAAAGUCUUGCCAGCAGAUCAGGUCAUGCGGCCCAAGAUUCUAAUGGUGAUUUUGGUGGUAACGGAAGAGUAAAGGUGCCACUGUCAAGUUGCAGCUCUGGGUCCAAAAAACUAAAAGGAAGAGUUGAAGUUACUAGCCUGGAUGAGCAUGGUGAGACCGCGCCAUCUGGUCCAAAGGUGGUUGAGAACAGUGGUAGCUCGAAGAAGAAAAGUAAAAAGAAGCCAGAGACCAUUACAGAUGCAGUUACUGUAGCAGAACCAGCUCUUGCCAUACCAGAAAAUGUGGUAGCAAUAGAGCCUGAGAAGCCGCCCGAGAAGCCCAAGAAGAAGUAUGUACCAAUUACACCAACUAUUCAUACCGGAUUUUCAUUCUCUGUUGUACAUCUCUUAACUGCUGUAAAGAAGGCUAUGGUCAGUCCUACGGAGGAUACUCCAGCAACAGCGAAGCAACCUGAUGGAGAGGGGGGCAAAAAAUGGUUCAACAAUGAAGAGAAUGGCAAAACACCUCAAGAAUCAAGUGCGACAGAGCAGGCUCAACAGGUUCUUGAAGCUGCAGAUGCCAGUGCUGCAGAGCCGACUGUUCCGAGCAAUUCAACAGCGCUCACUGUUCAAGAACUUGUCAACCGAAUUAGAUCAAAUCCUGGAGAUCCUAGGAUACUUGAAACGCAGGAGCCCCUUCAGGAUUUAGUUCGAGGAGUAUUGAAGGUACUGUCAUCUAGAGUAGCUCCUCUAGGUGCGAAGGGCUGGAAAGUGCUAGUUGCCUACGAAAAAUCAAACAAAAGUUGGUUCUGGGUUGGUCCAGUGCCUUCUGUUUCUUCAGAUGGCGAUCCUGAUGAAGAAACUUCUGCUGAAGCAUGGGGUAUACCGCACAAGAUGCUUGUGAAGUUGGUUGAUGCAUUUGCAAAUUGGCUGAAAAGUGGUCAGGAAACCCUUAAGCAAAUAGGAUCCCUUCCACCACCUCCACCACCAAAUCCUGCAAACUUGGAUUUGAAGGAAAGAUUCAAGGAGCUUAGAGCACAGAAAAGUCUGAACACAAUAAUCCCAAGCUCAGACGAAGCAAGGGUAUAUUUCCAGCGUGAGGAAUUUUUGAGAUACUCAAUACCUGACAGAGCCUUUUGCUAUACUGCUGCUGAUGGGGAGAAGUCUAUAGUUGCUCCCUUGAGAAGAGGAGGUGGAAAGCCCACAGCAAAAGCUAGGGGACAUCCCAUGCUCUUACCUGAUCGUCCGCCACAUGUCACUAUCCUCUGUCUUGUAAGAGAUGCUGCUGCUAGGUUGCCUGCAGGAACUGGAACAAGAGCUGAUGUCUGCACACUACUCAGAGAUUCACAAUACCUAAACUUUGAAGAAGCCAAUAAAGAGGCUGCUAUUAAUCAAGUCGUCAGUGGCGCUCUUGACCGCUUGCACUAUGAACGCGAUCCUUGUGUACUGUAUGAUAACGACAAAAAAUUGUGGACAUAUCUGCACAGGGGUAGAGAGGAGGAAGAUUUUGAGGAUGAUGGCACAUCAUCUACAAAAAAAUGGAAGAGACCGAGGAAAGAUCCCUCUGAUCCUGCAGAGCCAGGUGUGGCAAACGAUGAUUUUGAGGAUGAUGGCACUGGGACCCCUUCGACGAACAAUGUGAAAAAACAAAAGACAGACCAUGCAUAUCCUACAGUGUCAGGAGAAGCUAAGGAUGGGGGAGAUCAUGCAACUAAGAAUUCAUCUGCUGGUGGAUUUUCUGGUGGCCUUGAAGGUGAUCCUGAUAUUAAUGUUGUUCCACCAUCAAAAAAUGACGAAGAAACUGGUGGAGUUGUUUAUACUGAUGCAAUAACAGAUGUUGGUGGCUCCAAACAUUCAGUCGACACAACACCAGGCAGCGGGGCUGAAUAAAAACAAUAUGGCACUCCCUGAGAACACCACCGAGGAAGUUAUCAAAGUGUUAGACUAAGAGGGUCAAAAGGAUUCAUGAGUGUGGAUGUUAUAUGCUACCCUGUUAUGAAUAAUGUAUCAUGGUUUUCAAGUUUCAACCAGCUGGACAUGUGUUGAAGCACCAGCACAGGGUAUAAAGCGGCGGACAUCUUCUUGUUGUUAUUAUAUAUUGACACCAUAGCAUCGCUGUAUCAGGCCCCCACUCCGACAAAAUCCUCUGUAGUUGAGAUAGCUUGUACAUUCUUGUCAUAAAACGAGCUUUUGUAGUUUCUUUUUUUUUCUAGUGGUCUUGUGCUGCUGUUCUAAUCUAAAGUUGUUAGCCAUAUGUUUUGAGUUCUGUCCGUUGAUGUUUGAAUGGAUGUCAGAACUUGCCACGCCAUAUGUUAGGCAUGUCACAACUGCUCAGGCGAGCAUUUGUUUUGAUACCAUACAUUUGGCGAGUCACAGUGAAUGUUCUGCUAUUCUAUGAGCGAAGACGGAGGUUCCAAUUAA
Phragmites australis (common reed) is the source of this 4748-nucleotide messenger RNA. RefSeq lists its product as uncharacterized. NCBI's taxonomy places the organism in Eukaryota, Viridiplantae, Streptophyta, Magnoliopsida, Poales, Poaceae. The coding region runs from base 306 to 4217 and encodes 1303 amino acids. The transcript has 3 exons. Gene Ontology annotation, cellular component: Ino80 complex. The record is from RefSeq and is a predicted model, not a curated record.